AAAAUGUCUAGUGACGAGGCGGAAGAAGGAAACAAUUUGGAAUACACUCCGACAUGGGCUGUGGCUGCCGUAUGCACUGUCAUCGUUGGCAUUUCCUUCUCCGCUGAGCGCCUACUUCACUUCGCUGGAAAUAGGCUGAAGAAGAAGAAGCAGAUGGCCCUUUAUGAAGCCUUGGAGAAAAUUAAAGAAGAGUUGAUGUUGUUAGGGUUCAUUUCAGUGCUUCUUACUGUCUUUCAAGGCAGUAUCACCAAGAUCUGUGUUGGACAGAAUCUCAUGCAUCACUUUCUUCCAUGCAAACUCCCAACACUAGAUGAUUAUGAUGAUGAUGAUCAGUUCUCUUCUUCAUCUUCACUUGAUGAUCGUUUUCGUCAUUUUCUAGCUAAACUUAAAGUCUCUGGGACUGGCUAUUGUGCCUCCAAGGUCAGCAGCCUAACUUGCUGCUUGCUGCAGAAUAAGGUUCCAUUGUUGUCUGUCGAAUCGAUUCAUCAUCUACAUGUCUUCAUCUUUGUGAUCGCCGUGGUCCAUGUAUCAUGUUGUGUUCUCACUAUUAUAUUUGGAGGGGCCAAGGUUUGUGCUGCAUCUAUACAGCAAUGGAAACAUUGGGAGGACUCCGUUUCUAUUGCAAACAAUAACCAAGAUCAUCCGCAAGAGGAGCCAACACUGACUCAUGUGCGUGAACACGAAUUCAUCAAGAGUCGGUUUCUGAAUGACAAAUGUUCUGUAGUCUUGGGUUGGAUGCACUCAUUAACCAAGCAAUUCUAUGGAUCUGUAACAAAAUCAGAUUAUUUAACACUAAGACGUGGCUUCAUUAUGACUCAUUGCAGAGGCAAUCCAAAGUUCAAUUUCCACAGGUACAUGUUACGAGCUUUGGAAGAUGACUUCGUACAAGUCGUGGGUAUAAGUUGGUAUCUCUGGAUAUUUGUGGUCAUCUUCUUGCUGCUGAAUGUUAAUGGGUGGCACACUUACUUCUGGUUAGCAUUCAUUCCAUUCAUUCUACUGCUUGCAGUUGGGUUUAAGCUUGAGCACGUGAUGACUCAGCUAGCUAGGGAAGUGGCAGAUAAACAUGUGGCUGUAGAAGGUGAGCUAGUUGUGCAGCCAUCGGAUGAUCACUUUUGGUUUAAUAGUCCACACAUUAUAGUGUACUUGAUUCACUUCAUACUGUUCCAAAAUGCUUUCGAGAUUGCAUUCUUCUUCUGGAUAUUGGUCCAGUUUGGGUUUGACUCUUGCAUCAUGGGUCACGUUCGUUACAUGGUUCCGAGGAUUUCUCUAGGGGUAAUUAUACAGGUCCUGUGCAGUUACAGCACCCUUCCACUCUAUGCAAUUGUGACGCAGAUGGGAAGCUCGUUCAAGAAGGCCAUAUUUGAGAAGCAUGUACAGGUGGGGCUUGUUGGAUGGGCUCGGGAUGUGAAGAAAAGGCAGCAACAACAGAUGAAGGAAGUAGUAGUAGCAGAACAAGUCACAACUAAUGACCCUUCAACUGCUGAUGAUGAUGUAAUAAUUGAGAUGGCUGAUGUGCAAACCAUGAAGGAGGAAUUCAUAAAAAAGAUAAAAAGGAGAGUAGAAUAG
This is a messenger RNA of Impatiens glandulifera, 1566 nucleotides long. Its product is annotated as MLO-like protein 1. Gene Ontology annotation, biological process: defense response. The transcript is spliced from 15 exons. Bases 4 to 1566 code for a protein of 520 amino acids. Gene Ontology annotation, cellular component: membrane. NCBI's taxonomy places the organism in Eukaryota, Viridiplantae, Streptophyta, Magnoliopsida, Ericales, Balsaminaceae. The record is from RefSeq and is a predicted model, not a curated record.